GAUUGGAAACUUAUUCACAGUUUCAAUGAUCAAUAGACAAUCAAUAGUAAAGUUAUAUUGAAAGUGAUGAUUAUGAUGAUACUCAUGAUGGUUAAGACUGAAUAGUGUGUGUGUGAGAGAGAGACAGAGGAAGAUAAUUAGACAGCAAGAUAAUUAAUUCAUUUUUCAGUUGAAUCAAUUAUAAUUCAUCUCUUAGUGUUCAAACAUCAUGGUGCUUGAAAAUUACUGUGGUUACAAUGCUUGGGAUUUGAAAAAAUUAUGGAACUCAGAAUCACUCAUAUUCCCACCAUGUUUGAGUGACACUGGAUUACUUUGGAUUGCCUCUGGUUUCCUAUGGAUUUCAAGUCCAUUUGCUAUUCAUUCAGUUGUUUCAAGUUCAAGGAAAAAAUUACCAUGGACAUUGUUGAUUUUUGCUAAAUUAAUUAUUGGAUUAAUUUUGAUUGGGUCAAGUGCUUACGAGUUAAUCACUUCAUUGAUUCAAUUGAAAAGUGACCAUAACAUUUACCCAACUGAUUAUUAUUCACCAUUGAUUAAACUACUCACUUAUGUUCUUGCAAUUAGUUUAUUGCUCCUUUACCGGCGUAAAGGAGCUCAUACAUCAGGAUUAUUGUUCCUAUUUUGGCUUCUCAUGACAAUCUAUUCAUCAAUUAAUUACUCAUCAGUAAUUAGCUCAUUAAAAGAUCCGUUACAACAUAGUUGGUCAUUUGAUAGAAGUGACAUUUUUAUCAAAUCGAUACAAACUUCCGGGUCAAUCUGUUUACUAUUCUUGUAUUGCUUUGCAGAUAUAAGAAGGGAAAAAUUCACAGAGGAUUGUCAGAAUGAAUGUCCAUAUGCAAGUUCAUCGUUUAUUAGCCGAUUACUUUUCUUUUGGUACGAUUCAAUGGCCUACAAGGGCUUCCGUAAAUCAUUAACACAAUCAGAUAUGUGGAAUCUAAUGAAUGUAAACAAAACUACAACAAUUAAACAAUAUUUUGAUCCUCAUCUUAAAUCAUCAAUGGGAUCAGUUAAUAGUUCAGGUGAUACUCCAUCAACAUCAUCACAAUCAUCUCGAUCAAUUGAAAUUAGUAUUCUUGGUGUUCUAAUUAAAGCCUUUUGGCCCAUGUUACUUUUUUGUGCUUUUUGUAAACUAAUUUCAAGUUUACUUGUUUUCGCAAGUCCACAAUUAAUGGACGCACUAUUGACCUUCAUCAUCUCCGAUCAACCGGUCUGGAAAGGUUACAUUAUCGCUCUGGGAAUGUUUUCCGCUGCACUCUUACAAUCGAUUCUUGAUUCACAAUAUGAAUUCUGGAUAAACACAACAUCAAUGAGAAUGAGAUCAGCGUUGAUUGCGACAAUUUAUCGAAAGAGUUUACGAUUAUCUAGUUUAGGUCGACGGGAUUUUACCACCGGUGAAAUCGUUAAUUUGAUGGCCGUUGAUACCCAACGUGUCGUUGAUUAUGUUAAUAUUGUCAACAUUAUUUGGUCAUCGCCGAUUCAAUUGGCUUUGACUAUUUAUCUUUUAUGGCAACAAAUCGGAGUCUCAUCGAUCGCUGGAUUAGCGAUUAUGAUUGUUCUAGUACCUUUCAAUGGAUUUGUCACCACGAGAUUUAAGAAUUGCCAGAUUAGAUUGAUGAAGGAGAAAGAUGCUCGCUCGAAAUUGGUCUCUGAAAUUCUGAGCGGCAUGAAAGUGCUCAAAUUAUAUGCAUGGGAAGGCGCUUUCGGUGAUAUUGUCGCUUCAAUCCGAAAGAAUGAAAUUGAUGCGCUAAAAUCUCAAGCGAUUUGGACAGCGGGGAUCACAUUUGCUUUCGCAUGUGCACCUUUCUUGAUAACGGUCACUAGUUUUGCUUGUUAUGUUCUGAUUGACCGAAGUCACAUUCUCGACGCUAACAAAGCUUUUGUUUCAAUCUCAUUGAUCAAUAUUCUUGGUGGACCUUUGGCGUUUUUACCGAUCGUUGUAACUUAUGGAGCAAAUUUUUUCAUUUCAAUUCGUCGUUUAAACAAAUAUCUUUCUGGUGAUGAACUUGACACUGAGGCAAUACUUCAUGAACACGAUCCGGCAACACCGAUAACUGUACGAAAUGCUACAUUUUCAUGGUCACCGGAAGAGGAACCAACACUGAAAAAUGUUGACAUGGAAGUGAAUAAACAAAAGCUGGUCGCUAUCGUGGGAACUGUUGGCUCAGGAAAAUCGUCAAUGCUAUCAGCACUUUUAGGCGAUUUGUACAAGAAACAAGGUUAUGUUAAUGUUUACGGAAAAAUCGCCUAUGUACCUCAAUCAGCGUGGAUACAAAAUGCUACCGUUCGUAAUAAUAUCGUAUUUGGUGCACCAUUUGUAAAAGAUAAGUAUGAUAAAGUGAUCGACGCUUGUGCUUUGGUUCCCGAUCUUCAGAUACUCACGGGCGGUGAUGCAACUGAAAUCGGUGAGAAAGGAAUCAACGUUUCAGGAGGUCAAAAACAACGAAUCAGUAUCGCAAGAGCAGUUUACUCAAAUUCGGACAUUUAUCUACUCGACGAUCCUUUAUCAGCGGUCGAUGCUCAUGUAGCUAAACACUUAUUCGAUAAAGUUAUUGGACCUAAAGGAUUACUGAAAAAUAAAACUCGAAUCUUGGUAACACAUCGGAUAACCUUUUUACCUCAAGUAGAUAAAAUAAUCGUCAUGAAGGAUGGAAAAAUUUACGAGUCUGGAACUUAUGCUGAACUGAUGGCGAAAAAGGGAGAAUUCAAUAACUUUAUAGUCCAAUAUUUAGCUGAACAAAAAGAUGAAUUAGAACCCGAAGAUCAGGAAUUAAUUCAAGCUCUUGGUCCAGAGAUUGAGAAGAAAUUGUCAAUUGCUCGAUCAGAAUCAAGCCGAUCAGAUGAAGGUUCAGUUCGACGGAGAAAAGGAGACAAUCGAAAGACAUCAACACUCAUCUCUGGUGGGGGUAAACCUGAUGGAGGUCAAGAAGGUCAAGAAGAUAAAUUUAAACUCGUUGAAACAGAAACAGCCGAAACUGGUUCAGUUAAAUUGAAAAUUUAUCUCAACUAUUUUGCCGCAAUCGGUGUGACCGCUUGUAUUGCGACCUGUAUACUUUUAAGUGCCUCAAGUGGCUUUAAUUUAGGUACUAAUCUUUGGUUGAGCGCUUGGUCAGAUGAUUCAUUGGAUUUCAAGACUUAUAAUGACAGUUCACUUCGUAAUAAGCGACUCGGUGUUUAUGCAGCUUUGGGUAUUUGCGAAUCAAUUUUCAAUUUGCUUAGUACAAUUGUCAUGAACCUCGCGAUUGUUAAUGGUGCCCGUUGGAUUCACGAGAAAAUGUUAACCCGACUUAUUCGAGCUCCAAUGUCCUUCUAUGAUACAACACCUUUAGGUCGGAUUCUUAAUCGUUUCACUAAAGAUAUUGACACAGCCGAUACAACAAUUAGUUUCAAUUUGCGUCUUCUUACAUCUCAAUUUUUCCGUGCGAUCGUGUCCAUUGUGGUCAUUUGUCUAGAGACAACAUAUCUAAUCAUUGUCAUCGUGGUUCUUGGUAUUGUUUACGUUCUUGUCCAGAAAUUCUAUAUUGCCAGUAGUCGACAGUUGAGACGAAUUGAAGCUGUUAGCCGUUCACCGAUCUAUUCACAUUUCUCUGAGACUGUUAAUGGAUCAACCUCAAUUCGAGCUUAUGGGGCAGCCGAAAGGUUCACGAACGAUAUGUACCAACGAGUUGAUAUUAACCAUAGUUCAUUUUUCCCAAAUCUUGGUGCUAAUCGUUGGUUAGCAGUUCGACUUGAAUUAUUGGGUAAUAUUAUUGUCACCAUUACUGCCGUUUUUGCCGUUGUCACAACAGGAGGUUCAAGUCCAGGUACAACUGGUUUAUCGAUCAGUUAUGCAUUACAAAUAACGGCCAUUUUGAACAUGUUGGUUCGAGCUGUUUCUGAUGUUGAAACAAACAUUGUCUCCGUUGAAAGAUGCUUGGAAUAUACUAGAGUACCAGUUGAGGCUCCAUGGAUAAUACCAUCACAUCGACCCAAAGAAAAUUGGCCUAAAAAAGGUCAAAUAGCAUUUAAAAGCUAUUCGACUCGAUAUCGACCUGGUCUUGAUUUAGUUUUAAAAGAUAUUGUUUGUACCAUUAAUCCAAAUGAAAAGGUAGGAAUCGUUGGCAGAACUGGAGCAGGUAAAUCGUCGUUAACAUUGGCCCUUUUCCGUUUAAUCGAACCAUCGAGUGGAACCAUUACCAUUGACGAAGAGGAUAUAACUCAAUUGGGUUUACAUGAUCUUCGCUCUCGAUUAACAGUAAUACCUCAAGAUCCAGUUCUAUUUUCGGGUUCUUUCAGACGAAACUUUGAUCCAUUCGAUAUGUACACCGACCGUGAGAUAUGGCGAGCCCUCGAACAGGCUAAUCUUAAAAGUUUUGUUGACACUUUAGAAUCAGGUUUAGAACAUGAAAUAUCCGAAGGAGGUGAAAAUCUCUCGGUUGGUCAACGACAAUUGGUCUGUUUAGUUCGAGCAUUAUUACGAAAGACAAAAGUUCUAAUUUUAGAUGAGGCAACUGCCGCUGUUGACGUUGAAACCGAUGAACUGAUUCAAGCAACAAUUCGAAGAGAAUUUAAAAAUUGUACAAUUGUAACGAUCGCUCAUCGAUUGAACACAAUCAUGGAUUACGAUAAAAUCAUAGUAAUGGACAAAGGUCAGAUAAUCGAAUACGAUUCACCAAAAAAUCUUCUCGAAAAUGAUAAAUCAGUAUUCUAUUCAAUGGCAAAAGACGCCAAACUUGUUUAAUCUAUCACAAUUAAAUCAAUACUCGACAAUAAUCAACAAUUAAUCACUACCAUUAGUAUAUAAUUAACUUAAUUAAUUAAAAGUGAAAAGAGACAAAAACAUUAAAAAAAAAAGAAUUUCUAAAAAGUUAUUUUUGUUUAUUGAACUUCGAACAAUAAAAACAACAUAAUAUAAACGA
Molecule: messenger RNA, 4892 nt
Organism: Panonychus citri (citrus red mite)
Lineage: Eukaryota; Metazoa; Arthropoda; Arachnida; Trombidiformes; Tetranychidae
Product: multidrug resistance-associated protein 1-like
Exons: 11
Coding region: 209-4714 (1501 amino acids)
Biological process (GO): transmembrane transport
Cellular component (GO): membrane
Molecular function (GO): ABC-type transporter activity; ATP hydrolysis activity; ATP binding
Source: RefSeq, a predicted model, not a curated record